Ophidiomyces ophidiicola is the source of this 1449-nucleotide messenger RNA. RefSeq lists its product as uncharacterized. Lineage: Eukaryota; Fungi; Ascomycota; Eurotiomycetes; Onygenales; Onygenaceae. Bases 1 to 1449 code for a protein of 482 amino acids. Gene Ontology annotation, molecular function: oxidoreductase activity. The record is from RefSeq and is a predicted model, not a curated record. The transcript has 2 exons.
AUGGACACCAUAUCAAAAACAAAGCCGUCGCAGCGACAGUCUGUUGCCGUGGUGGGGACUGGUAUGGCUGGGCUUGUGGUAGCAUAUCUCUUGCGGCAGGACAAGCAUGUGGGCUUUGACGUCCAAGUAUAUGAAGCGCAAGACCAGCUCUCUCUUGACUCGGCUUCCAUAACGGUGCCCGCAAAACAUGGUGCCCUCACCACCCGCGUUGACCAGCCCAUGCGCGCUUUUGAUCGUGGAUUCUACCCCAAUCUUACGGCCAUGUAUGACUUUCUCGAUGUCAGAUACCACACAGAACGUUUUCUUUUCAGCUUUGCAAGGCUACCCCAGCAAGGAUCAAAAGAUAGUCAAUGUUCAGUGGAACCAAAACCUUACUUCAUCCAUUCUUCAAAUAAUCACCGCAUUCCACCCGUGCAGCCUCAAGCAUGCGGUUUCUGGACAUGGGCUUGGGAAACCGCAUAUCUUGCCCUCUGCUUAACUUGGCUUACGAUUUGUCUUUCCUUUGUUUCGCCGCACGAAUCAACUUCAGUAGGUGGUAAGCUCAAAAAUUGUGAAUCCUUUGGGCAGUAUCUUCGACGAAUAUUUAUCCCCGCAUACUUCACAGAAAGAUACCUGCUUCCAGGUCUUGCAAGCAUAUCUACAUGCACCCAUGCUGAAAUGUUGAACUUCCCAGCAAAGGACGUAAUUGACUACAAGCAGCGCUCGCUUAAUUCCCCGCAUGUUCGCGUGUCUGGUGGAGUCAGCGAAGUUCAAAAGAAACUCUGCCAGGGCCUCUCUGUGCAGUUUGGCUGCCGUGUGACGUCUAUCAUUCCAGCUGGCUCUGGAGUCAAAGUGUCCUGGGAAUCAUCUUCCUCAGAAUCGCUGAGUAAUGUCCCCAAGCAGAAAUACUUCGACCAUGUCGUCCUAGCCGUGCCCCCGAACGCUGUGGGGAGCAUCUUUACUCCCCUUAAAUCCGAGUUGUCCCAUAUCCCAACGGCAACAGUAGAAUCGAUUAUCCACACGCAUCUCCCUGCCGCGAGCCAACAGUCCAGCAAUGCCAUCUACCAAAUGGACCUUACCCCUGACCCUCCGAAUUGGAUCCAUUUUCGCUCCUCGCAAAACUUGACAGAGACAAUACAUGAAGAUCCCACGUCUUCUGUCAUCGUGACGAAUUUUCCAAGCACCCCGAUUGAUCCGUCGAAAGUCAUAAGUCGCACGUACUUUACACGAACUCUAAGAACACCGCAGAGCCGGGAGAUCGUGAAUAGAAUAUUCAGCUGCAAGUCUCAGCCUCUUCAUGCAGCGGUCAGCGAUGAAAAGGGCCUCAACGCCCUUGGAAAGUUUGUCAAUGGCGAUGGCAAUGUGUGGCUCGUUGGAAGUUGGUGUUGGGAUGGUAUGGUCUUGCUGGAGGGCUGCGUAGUCUCUGCAAUGAGAGUAGCGCAAGCAUUAGGGAUCGAGGUGCCCUGGUAG